This is a messenger RNA of Rhipicephalus sanguineus (brown dog tick), 557 nucleotides long. RefSeq names its product homeobox protein MOX-2. The coding region runs from base 1 to 555 and encodes 184 amino acids. Gene Ontology annotation, molecular function: DNA binding; DNA-binding transcription factor activity, RNA polymerase II-specific. The record is from RefSeq and is a predicted model, not a curated record. Gene Ontology annotation, biological process: regulation of DNA-templated transcription. Lineage: Eukaryota; Metazoa; Arthropoda; Arachnida; Ixodida; Ixodidae. The transcript has 4 exons.
AUGCAUCGCAGAAGAAAGGGCAAGAACUCGAACUCUGACAUAUGCAUUGAACAACGGUCUGACAUCGCCGGUUAUUUCAGCAGUGCUAGGAAGAAUGGCACCUACGGAAAAAACAGCUCGGAGGCUGUGCAAGAUCCUGCGAGCGGAAAGCUGGAGACAGAAGACCCAUGCAUGCUACGUGGAUCCGAGGAAGUGAUCGCAUUCAUCAAGGAAAACCGUCCCCCAGAGCAGCGAGCAGAGCCGCGCAAAGAGCGCACCGCCUUCAGCCGAGGCCAAGUGGAGGCGCUGGAAGCGGAGUUUUCACUGCGCAACUACCUCACCCGUCUGCGGCGCUACGAGAUAGCCUUGGCUUUGGACCUCACCGAAAGACAGGUCAAGAUAUGGUUCCAGAACAGGCGCAUGAAGUGCAAGCGGAGCCGGUCAGCAGCCAAGGCAGCAUGGGAGCCCAUUCCUUCUCUACCGAGGAGCACUAUCAUGCUGCAGGCUGACCCUGACAAGCGGCAACUUAUGCCCACGUGCUGUUCAGUGAACUCCGACGGCAACUGCUUACUAUAAAA